Sphenostylis stenocarpa is the source of this 405-nucleotide messenger RNA. The record is from the annotation of a GenBank genome assembly. NCBI's taxonomy places the organism in Eukaryota, Viridiplantae, Streptophyta, Magnoliopsida, Fabales, Fabaceae.
AUGGUAAGAACCGCGAUUAUCUCCGCUCUGGUAUGCAAAAUGUCGUACUGUCGCAUGAAUGAUGGCUGGCGAACGCGGCAAUUACUGACAUGCAGAUGCGUCGAUGUACUGCGCUGUUAUGCAAGAAAUUCGGCGUCUUUAAGCUGUUACGAGCGCAGGCUGUCUGUUAGCGACUAUUUCUGCGCGCCGCCAGUUUCAGAGCAUGACAGUCUUCUGCCAGUUCAGGAGCGAGAAGAAAUGACGAUGAGAGGUCAUGAUAUGGUAGAACACGACGACCUACUAAACAAUCAGUUUAGCGUACACAUAUUGCAUUAUGCCAACGCCCCAGUGCUGACACGGAAGAAACCGGACGUUAUGAUUAGCGUGAAAGAUUUGUGUAGUGUUCUGAAUGCUCUCAGUAAAUAG